AUGAGUGGGGUGAGCAAAGCGGCGCUGGAUGAGUUGUCGCGGUUUGCGCGGACGCGUGGCCAGGCAAGGCGAGCAGCAGCCAUGCUGGCGACAGCAGGUCAGCAGCAGCAACAGCAGGCCAAAAGGUGGAAGAGUAGCACUAGCGGCAACCGCGCGAGUGAGGAUGGCAACACCAAAACAAAGGUGAGCAGGGUGACGUCGUCGUACUUCUCAACAUCAUCAUCGUCCACAACACGAACGCGCAGUGGACGCCGCCGUGUUGUUGUCAAGUAUGAGGAGGAAGAGGACGUGACAGCUGCGGAGGAAGCACAACAAGAAGCCAGCACACAACAAGGGGCGCCACAGACAGGCAAGCAGGUGCGUGUCACAUCAACCAGAACCACCACCAGCACUGCCUCAGUUGUGGACAGCGUCAUGGAGGACGUGGAAGCGGAGGAAGACGAGGAAGCGGAAAAGGAGCGUCUUCGACGCGCACCGCCAAACUGGGAGACGGUGUACAACAACAUCAAGACCAUGCGCAGCAAGCGAGAUGCCCCUGUGGACACGAUGGGCUGCGAGGUGUUGGCAGAUCCAAGUGCAGACGGCCCAACUCAGCGCUUUCACAUCCUCGUUGCACUCAUGCUUUCCAGCCAGACGAAGGAUGAGCUGACGUCAAAGGCCGUGCGCACACUGCAGCAGCAGCUGCCUGGCGGUCUCACACCGCACACCGUCACCGCAGCAGAAACGCGUGUGCUUGAGGAGUGCAUCUACGGCGUUGGCUUCUGGCGGCGCAAAGCACAGUACCUCAAGGGCGCGUCCACCAUGAUCUUGGCCAGCUUUGGCGGGGACAUCCCACAGACCAUCCCAGACCUCAUCAAGCUGCCGGGCGUGGGCAUGAAGAUGGCCACCAUCACCAUGGCCGUUGCGAACAAGCAGGUGUCCGGCAUUGGCGUGGACACGCACGUGCACCGCAUUGCCAACCGCCUGCGCUGGGUCAGGAACACAAAGACGCCCGAGCACACGCGCGUGGAGCUGGAGCGGUGGAUGCCGCGCCGGCUGUGGGGCGAGGUGAACCUGCUGCUUGUCGGGUUUGGGCAGACCAUAUGCCAGCCGCGGCAGCCAAAGUGCCACGAGUGCUUGAACAAGGACCUCUGCCCAAGCUCGACAGCCAAGACGCGGCGGCGAGGCCAACAGCAACAACAACAGCAGCAGCAGCAGCGCGAGGGGAAGCGCGCGGCCAAGGUGGGAACACGCACGGCAGAGGCAGGUCGGGCGAGCAGGAGGAAGGCGAAAGAAGAACAAGAAGAAGAGAAGGUGGUGGUGGUGGAGGACAACAACAGCUAUGAUGCCGUCAGCACAGUCGCGCGGGUGAAGAAGGAGGAGGAGGUGGAUGUGACGGCUGAUGGUGGCCAGGAGCCAACAUCGUCAUCACCACCACCACAACCACAACCAUCGCCGCCACACCCACGCAGCAGAUCCAGCAGGAGAAGGACGAGAACCACCCGUGCACAAAGGGAGACAGAGAGAUCCAGUUAG
Molecule: messenger RNA, 1515 nt
Organism: Salpingoeca rosetta
Lineage: Eukaryota; Choanoflagellata; Craspedida; Salpingoecidae
Exons: 3
Coding region: 1-1515 (504 amino acids)
Biological process (GO): base-excision repair; nucleotide-excision repair; base-excision repair, AP site formation
Cellular component (GO): nucleus
Molecular function (GO): DNA-(apurinic or apyrimidinic site) endonuclease activity; DNA binding; oxidized pyrimidine nucleobase lesion DNA N-glycosylase activity
Source: RefSeq, a predicted model, not a curated record